CAAUACCAACGUCCCCCAAGUCUCCUCCUACUCCCGGCCGCCGCAGCCUGCGUGCGUGCGUGUGCGUGCGAGAGCCUACGCCUACGACGCCAAACACGGAAACCACCACGCACGCCGAGACAAAUCCCACGAUACCCCGAGAAAAGCAAAAGCCAAGCCCCCCUCUCACUCCCUUCUCCUCCCGCCGCGCCGCGCCGCCCCGAUACCUCGCUUCUUCUACAAGCUUCCAUUCCUCGGUCGGUGCCGGCCGCUUCGGGCGCGCGUGGAGGUGGUUGCUGCUGCUGCUGCUGCUGGGGGCGGCAGAAGCUAGUGGCGGUGGGUGUGGGAUGCCCGCCGCGACGCCGACCCGCUCUCGCCUCCUCUUCCCCGCGUUGCGGCCGCGGCCGGUGGUGGUUAAAGCGGACGGGGGAAGCCUCGCCGCUGCCGGUGACUGACUGGCUGACUGACCGACUGCGCCGCCGCGGUGCGGUGGGACCACGCGCGACGCCAUGGACGCCGCCUCCCGCCCCGCCGUCGUCAUCGACAACGGCACCGGGUACACGAAGAUGGGGUUCGCCGGGAACGUGGAGCCCUGCUUCAUCACCCCCACCGUCGUCGCCGUCAACGACACCUUCGCCGGCCAGACCAGGGCCAACACCACCAAGGGGAACUGGAUGGCGCAGCACAGCGCCGGCGUCAUGGCCGAUCUCGACUUCUUCAUCGGGGAGGACGCCCUGGCCCGCUCCCGCUCCAGCAACACCUACAACCUCAGCUAUCCAAUUCACAAUGGCCAGGUUGAGAAUUGGGACACCAUGGAGAGGUUCUGGCAGCAGUGCAUUUUCAAUUACCUGCGGUGUGAUCCGGAGGAUCACUAUUUUCUGCUCACCGAGAGCCCCCUGACUCCUCCCGAGACCCGCGAGUACACCGGGGAGAUCAUGUUUGAGACUUUCAAUGUGCCUGGUCUGUACAUAGCGUGCCAGCCGGUUCUUGCCCUCGCAGCAGGAUACACCACCACAAAGUGUGAAAUGACAGGUGUUGUAGUCGAUGUGGGUGAUGGGGCUACCCACAUUGUUCCUGUUGCUGAUGGUUAUGUUAUAGGAAGCAGCAUCAGAUCAAUUCCAAUUACAGGCAAGGAUGUUACCCAGUUUAUUCAGCAACUCUUAAAGGAAAGAGGUGAGCACAUUCCACCAGAAGAAUCUUUUGAUGUGGCAAGGAGAGUGAAAGAAAUGUACUGCUAUACAUGUUCAGAUAUUGUGAAGGAAUUUAAUAAGCAUGACAGAGAGCCCAAUAAGUACAUAAAGCACUGGAGUGGCAUCAAACCAAAAACUGGUGCCAAAUACACCUGCGACAUUGGAUAUGAACGCUUCCUAGGGCCUGAGAUUUUCUUCCACCCUGAGAUUUACAACAAUGACUUCACCACUCCUUUGCAUGUAGUUAUUGACAAGUGCAUCCAAUCAUCCCCAAUUGACACAAGAAGGGCUCUUUAUAAGGUUUGUGUUAUCAAAAUGCCGUCUUAUGAUUCAAAAUAUCACAGUGGUUCUGAGUUUCAUUUUAUUGGACAGAAUAUUGUCUUGUCCGGGGGAUCAACUAUGUUUAAGGAUUUCCACAGGAGGCUGCAGCGGGACCUAAAAAAGAUAGUGGAUGCACGAGUCCUUGCAUCUAAUGCUCGACUUGGUGGAGAUGCAAAGGCCCAACCUAUAGAAGUAAAUGUAGUUAGCCAUCCUAUUCAAAGAUAUGCUGUCUGGUUUGGUGGUUCUGUGCUUGCCUCUACCGCUGAAUUCUACGAGGCUUGCCACACAAAAGCAGAGUAUGAAGAGUAUGGCGCAAGCAUCUGCCGGACGAAUCCUGUUUUCAAAGGGAUGUACUAAACCACGGCGCAAAGCUUCUGUAGACAUCACCAGUGGCACCCCCAACGCGAUCCAGCUGCACUGCCCAGCAUGGUACAACUGACGUUGGGGACCGAGGGGGAUCCUGCAGUAGCCUCGCUGUUAUGAGUUGUACAAAUCUAGCAGGCGCAUAGAUAGAUCCACUCUUUCGGUAAUACAUUCCACAUGUUCAUCAGUUUUUGCUAGCCUAGCAGCAAAAACAAUAUGACCGAACGGCAUGGGCAAAAUAUAUGUUUCAUGCUGCUGUAUAAUCUUUGUUGGUGACGGUGUAGCAUUACGACAUUGUUUUUUUUGUUGGUGAUUUGGUUUUGAUCUUUGUAUGUCUCAUGCUUAUUACGUAGUAUUAACUCCAUUCCGAAAUAUGAAAUAUAAGGGAUUUUGACGAUACAAA
Messenger RNA from Oryza sativa Japonica Group (Japanese rice), 2256 nucleotides. Its product is annotated as actin-related protein 3-like. Gene Ontology annotation, cellular component: actin cortical patch; Arp2/3 protein complex. Gene Ontology annotation, biological process: Arp2/3 complex-mediated actin nucleation. The record is from RefSeq and is a predicted model, not a curated record. NCBI's taxonomy places the organism in Eukaryota, Viridiplantae, Streptophyta, Magnoliopsida, Poales, Poaceae. Gene Ontology annotation, molecular function: actin filament binding.